UCUAGUUAUAGAGUUCAAUGCAAGUCGCUCAUGAACAUGGGGUUGCAGUAAUGGCGGCGCCCUAUGCACAUUCGUACGCGUGAUAAAAAAAAAGUCGGUAUUACAAUAUUGUAACGUUCCACAUUUAUCUAUUACAACGUAGGUCCGGAAGACGGCAAAACCCCUUGUUCUUCAUGAGUGAACGCCCAGAGAACAGAAACCGGACAAAUUAACGUUAAAAGAGAGGGCAACUGUAAGGCAGACAGCUACAGCUGAGUAAAUAGACUACCUUUCGCAAAGCAUUGCGUCGUCUCCAUACUAACGUUACUUUGUUGUUUGUUAACAAGCAAGAUGUUGUGUAUCGGAAGGAGCAUAUACUUUUACGCUACCAUAAAAUAGAGAGCUACAAUAGUAGCUGACUUGCGACGUAGCCUAUUUGUAGGCUAAUGUCACGUUACAGCCUAUAUCUGUUUUUCAAUUAACCUAGAACAGGGGUCGGCAACCCUGGUCCUGGAGAGCCGCAGGGUGUGCUGGCUUUCGUCUCCACCUUAAAAUAAGCAAGCGACUCAGACCCAAGAAACCAGGUGAGCUGUUUCUCAUGUUGCUACGGAAGCUCCUGUUGAGACCCAAUCGGCCACAAUUCCCAAUCUGUAGGACAGCAUGUGAUUUCCCUCUGAAGAAGUAUGAUGUCAUUGUGGUGGGUGGAGGUCAUGCUGGGACAGAGGCGGCUGCAGCAGCGGCCCGGGUCGGGGCAGAGACUCUGCUUAUUACUCAGAAAAUCCAAACCAUAGGAGCUUUGUCCUGUAACCCGUCCUUGGGUGGAGUGGGGAAGGGGCAGCUGGUCCGUGAGGUGGACUCUUUAGAUGGGCUUUGUGGCCGUGCAGGGGACUGGGCUGGGUUCCACUUCUCCAUUCUGAAUCGCAGAAAGGGUCCUGCAGUCUGGGGCCCCCGGGCCCAACUGGAUCGAGAACGAUACAGACAGUUCAUCCAGGCAGAGCUACUUGCCACACCCAGAUUGACAGUGCUGGAGGGUUCAGUGGAGGACCUGCUAGUUUCAGACCCUAACCCACAUCAGCCUGGUCAACACAGAGUCACAGGAAUCCGCUUAGCGGAUGAUGGGCAGCCUGUCUCCUCCAGCUCUAUAGUUUUGACCACCGGCACCUUCCUCUCUGGCUCCCUCUUCUUGGGCCAAACCACUUCUCCAGGGGGGAGAAUUGGGGACCCCCCUUCCUGUGCUGGCCUCUCCCACAGCUUGAGGGAGAAAAUGGGCUUGAGGACUGGGAGGCUGAGAACUGGAACUCCACCCCGCAUUGUUAAGAAGACAGUUGAGCUCUCUCUUGCAGAGAUUCGUCCCCCUGACAAACAGCCCACUCCAUUCAGCUUCCUCAACAAACAAACACAUUGCAAGCCAGAGGAGCAGCUGCCCUGUUACCUCACCUACACCACUCCUGGAGUGGAGAGAAUAGUGAAGGAGAGUGUGCACCUCAACUGUCAUAUACAGCAGGACACCAAGGGCCCCAGGUACUGCCCCUCCAUCGAAUCACGGGUGCAGCGGUUUCCAGGAAGGUCACACCAGGUGUGGCUGGAACCCGAGGGCUUGGAGUCUGACCUGAUCUACCCCCAAGGCCUUUCCAUGACCCUGCCCCCUGACCGACAGCUCUGCCUCCUGAGAGAGAUCCCAGCUCUAAAGAGGGCAGAGAUUCAAACGCCUGGUUAUGGGGUGCAGUAUGAUUUUGUGUGCCCCAUGCAGUUGUCUCCCUCUCUGCAGGUGAAGAGAGUUCAGGGAUUGUUCUUAGCUGGACAGAUUAAUGGUACCACUGGGUACGAGGAGGCAGCCGCACAGGGCCUGUGGGCGGGCGUGAAUGCCGGUCGGACUGCUCUCUCCCUGCCUGCCCUCUCCCUCUCCCGCACGCAGAGCUACAUUGGGGUUCUGAUAGACGACCUUGUGUGCCGGGGGGUGACCGAACCAUACCGCAUGUUCACCAGCCGUGCCGAGUACAGGACCGCCCUGAGACCAGACAAUGCUGACUUGCGGCUGUCUCCCAGAGGCUUCGAGGAGAUUGGCUGUGUGUCCGAACAGCGUUACAGGGAAGCGCUGAGAGUGAGGGACAGUCUGAGGGACGCACUGAGCACCAUGCAGUCCAUCUCCAUGUCUUCCGCCAGGUGGAGGGAGAAACUGGCAGAUGUGAACGUAAGCAAAAGCAAAAGCACCGUGCUGAGCGCUCUAGAACUGCUACAGUACAACGGUGUGUCCUUUGAGAUGCUGGCCUCUGCUUUUCCAGAGUGCCUUUCAAUGUACCUGGAGUUCUCGCAGAGAUUAAAGAGUGAAGCUACAUACCUCCCCCAUUGUGAAAAGCAAAAGCAGGAGAUGGAGAGAAUAAGGGAGGAAGAGAGUCUGUCUCUACCUCUGGAUGUAGACUACUUUUCUCUUCCAAUCUCUCUCUCCCAGGAGGUCAGAGAAGUGCUGGACAAUGUUCGACCACACACUCUGGGAGCUGCCACCCGUCUACCAGGAAUGACUCCUGCUGCAAUUGUUCAUCUCCUUAAUUAUGUCCGCAAGACGGGGCAGGAGAGACACAAAGAGAGAAAUGUAAACGUAUCAAAAUGACAGCUUUUCAGGAAGGACUUAAAAAAAUGUAUAGAGAAAGACAUUUGUGCAAAAAAAUGGAGGACAUACAAACCUUUUUUUUUUUUACAAACAUAUUUACAUUUUCUUUGAUUUAUUAUUUAAAUAACUCAACAAUGAUAA
This is a messenger RNA of Conger conger (European conger), 2728 nucleotides long. RefSeq names its product mitochondrial tRNA translation optimization 1 (gene mto1). NCBI's taxonomy places the organism in Eukaryota, Metazoa, Chordata, Actinopteri, Anguilliformes, Congridae. The transcript has 13 exons. Gene Ontology annotation, biological process: tRNA methylation; tRNA wobble uridine modification. Bases 578 to 2587 code for a protein of 669 amino acids. Gene Ontology annotation, cellular component: cytosol. Gene Ontology annotation, molecular function: flavin adenine dinucleotide binding. The record is from RefSeq and is a predicted model, not a curated record.